AAGAAAAAAAGAAAAGAAAAAAAAACGUACUCCCUAGUCACCGAUGGCAACUUACAUCUAUGACUUUCCGGGUCGGGAAUGAAGUCAACAUGGCCGUCUCGGAGUCUGAGAACAUAUCGUGCCCGCACUAAUUUGCGACAAUGGCCGGGGCAACUUUUUCACCGACUUUCGUCCACGGCUCCGUCGUCCGCGUCUGCAUCGGACGUUGAGCGCGUCGAGGUGCGCUGCGGUUCGUCCGGGUUUGUCACCGUAGACUUCCAUGACCUGUCGAAACAUCCCGACUCGACGCCGCUCUUGAUCCACCUCCCACCAUUUGCCGUGCCGGCAGAUGCCCUGCCCUAUCGUCCGACAUGCUUGCGUCGGUACCCUACUGCUGUCAUCAACUACCGCUGGACGGGACCCUCCUCUCUCGCGGGAGGCCAGACCUCUGCGACGGCCCAAGUCGUCGGGGACUUCGACACGCCGCUUCACUGGCCCACUCCCCUCCACGAUGUUUCUUUCGCCUACAAGUGGAUCACCGAGAACCUAUCCCCCCCCAGCGUGGGCCGCCGCGACGUCUACGUGCACGGGGCCUACCUGGGCGCCACGCUGGCCGCGUCUCUCGCACUGACAGAGUCGCAUAGCCACGCGCGCAUGGGGAUCCGGGGCUUCAUCGCCUACAACGGCAUCUACAACUGGACCAUGUUCCUCCCGGAGCACAAGAUCAACAAGCCCGCCGGCGCUGCUGCUGCAGCUGCAGCUGUUCUUUCACCAACGCCGCUGCUGCAGCAACCGGCAGAGGGCAGCGCGAUGCGCUUCCUCCAGCAGCACAUGCCCGUGUGGUUCAAGUCGCCGGCCGACCUGUUCGACCCCUUCGUCAGCCCGAGCCUCUUCUUCCAGACGUCGGGGAUGCUGGUGCCGCCUUCGUUCGCGCAGACGGACGCCCUGUCGGCCAUGAUCGACAAGCUCGCGGCCCUGGGCAUCCACGGCUCGCCCGCCGACCUGAUGGCGUCCUCGGGCGUGUUCAGGACCCCGCGCCGGAGCGCGCUCGUGUUCCCCCCGCGGAAAUCGACGCUGAAAAUCCCGGCGGGCCUCCUGCUGCACGACGCGACCGAGGUGGCGGGGCCCAGGACCUCCUCCUCCUCCUCCUCAUCCUCCACCACCUCGGCGAAGAAGGAGAAGAAGGAGAAGAAGAAGAACGGCAGGGCGGCGACGACCAAGACUGGGGCUUCGUCUCCUGAUGCGGUGGUGGUGAAGAGACGGCGGCGGAAGGUUCGGGGGAACCACUUCGAGGCACAGGCGACGGAGUUGGCUGGGCUGAUGAGGCGGAGCUUGGAAAAGUUGGAAAUCCCGCUGCGGAUGAAGUGGGAUGAGGAUUUGGGCGACGGGGAUGAGGUGGUGAAAUCGAGAGUUCGGGUCGAGGAUGUCGGGGAGCCGAAGUCGGAGCAGAUGGUCAUGGAGGUGAACGAGCGGGGAGAAGAGCUGGUAAGACGGUGGCUUGAGGAGCGCAUAUCGUUAUGAUGAUGCGAUAAGGUACGACAGGUACGAUGUACAACCAUGACACCCAGCCCGGCGCCAUUGUUUAUGGCGUCAAUCGAAGUUGAUCCAAAUACGGAGUACGAUGAUCCGCU
Molecule: messenger RNA, 1610 nt
Organism: Sodiomyces alkalinus F11
Lineage: Eukaryota; Fungi; Ascomycota; Sordariomycetes; Glomerellales; Plectosphaerellaceae
Exons: 2
Coding region: 79-1500 (473 amino acids)
Source: RefSeq, a predicted model, not a curated record